AUGUGCAUUGAUCUUCACUCUGAUGAGGGCUCAGACGUGAUAACACUCCUGGUUCCCUGUCCCCGUACAAGCUGGCGUGAGUGCUUCUAGCAGUCUUCCCUCCAUUCGCCACAGCUAUUGGAUUUCCCACCCAGAAUCUUUAGGUAGAUGAGAUCAUGAUUCUGGAAGGAAGUGGUGUAAUGAAUCUCAACCCCAGCAACAAUCUUCUCCACCAGCAGCCGGCCUGGACAGACAGCUACCCCACGUGCAAUGUUUCCAGUGGGUUUUUUGGAGGCCAGUGGCAUGAAAUCCAUCCUCAGUACUGGACCAAGUACCAGGUGUGGGAGUGGCUCCAGCACCUCCUGGACACCAACCAGCUGGACGCCAGCUGCAUCCCUUUCCAGGAGUUUGACGUCAACGGCGAGCACCUCUGCAGCAUGAGUCUGCAGGAGUUCACCCGGGCGGCGGGGACGGCGGGGCAGCUCCUUUAUAGCAACCUGCAGCAUCUCAAGUGGAAUGGCCAAUGCAGCAGUGACCUGUUCCAGUCCACGCACAAUGUCAUUGUCAAAACCGAACAAACCGACCCUUCCAUCAUGAACACCUGGAAAGAAGAAAACUAUUUAUACGACACCAACUAUGGUAGCACAGUAGAUUUAUUGGACAGCAAAACUUUCUGCCGGGCCCAGAUCUCCAUGACAACCACUGGUCACCUUCCCAUUGCAGAGUCACCUGAUAUGAAAAAGGAGCAAGACCACCCCACAAAGCCCCACACAAAAAAGCACAAUCCGCGAGGGACUCACUUAUGGGAAUUCAUCCGCGACAUCCUGCUGAACCCAGACAAGAAUCCAGGGUUAAUCAAGUGGGAAGACCGGUCUGAGGGCAUCUUCAGGUUCUUGAAAUCAGAGGCUGUGGCCCAGCUAUGGGGGAAAAAGAAAAACAACAGCAGCAUGACCUACGAAAAACUCAGCCGAGCCAUGAGAUAUUACUACAAAAGAGAAAUUCUGGAACGUGUGGAUGGCCGAAGACUGGUAUAUAAAUUUGGCAAGAAUGCACGUGGAUGGAGGGAAAAUGAAAACUGAAGCUGCUGACACCUUUGAACACAGAGCUAAACACCCCCCCAAAUGAUAACCAACCAUGAAGUUCCCCGACGUAAAUAUUUCAAAGACUACUUUUUUCUGAUAUUUAUGUACCACGAGGGGGAAAAAAAAUACAUCUACUUCUAACAGGAAGAAGGAACAUGACAGUUGAUAAAAUUAUUUUGUUACUUUUGAAGUAUGUCCUAUAUGGG
Molecule: messenger RNA, 1267 nt
Organism: Dama dama (fallow deer)
Lineage: Eukaryota; Metazoa; Chordata; Mammalia; Artiodactyla; Cervidae
Gene: EHF
Product: ETS homologous factor
Exons: 9
Coding region: 156-1058 (300 amino acids)
Biological process (GO): cell differentiation; regulation of transcription by RNA polymerase II
Cellular component (GO): nucleus
Molecular function (GO): DNA-binding transcription factor activity, RNA polymerase II-specific; sequence-specific DNA binding
Source: RefSeq, a predicted model, not a curated record